UUGCCUCUGACUGAGCAAGAGGUUAAAGAUUAAAUUUCGGGAGAAUAUCCGACAUGGACAAGAGUCUUUCGUGGAGACCCAGCCCCGCACACCUCCAGCAUGAAGCUCUCUCGUCUUAUUCUGCUGCUUUUGUACCUCCACUGGAGCUCUUCUAAGGCUGAUGUACGGCAGAACAAAGCAUCCUUGAGAACUACAAGCCAACAGAAACCUCUGGUCAAAACGCGCGCGCAAGCGUCAGCUCUGCUUCAGGAGGAUCUGCUAGAUCAGAAAUGCUUGCUGCAAAAAUACACACAUCGCUCCUGUUACAAAGUCUUCUGCCAGCCGUGGCAGAAAUGUGUCGACGGAACCUGUGUCUGCAAACUCCCUUACCAGUGCCCAAGGAAGGACUUCCCAGUGUGCGCCACGAACGGAAGGGUCUACCCGACGUACUGUCACCAGAAGAGUGCCGAGUGUCUUAACCCGCAGACAAAGUUUUCAAAUAAUGGAACCUGCGCGGAUGAAGGAAAUUUUAAUGUUUCUUUAUGUUGUGGGAGCACAAAUGCAGAGGGAAUUGUUCAAGUCAAACUUGUGGACCGAGAUGAGAAAAUGUUCUUAUGUAGAAAGAGCUGGAGCAUGACCGAAGCCAACGUGGCCUGCUUUGACCUUGGAUUUCAACAGGGUGCUGUUCACAUACGAAGGAGGUUAACUCUACCGAGAAACCUCCAAAUGAACGCCACAGAAUGCCUGCAUGUACGUUGCCGGGGUGAUGAGACCAGCUUGGCAGAGUGUACCUUUACCAAGAAGAGAACUAACGUUUCUGAGAAUUUAGCGGAUGUCAUGUGUUACACAAACGAUACAGAUUCUGCAAUAAAUCGGUCCUUCAAGUGCGUGAACGGGAAGCACAUUCCUCAGGAGAAAGCCUGCAAUGGCAUCAAUGAUUGUGGAGAUCAAAGUGAUGAGCUAUGUUGCAAAGGUUGCCGAGGUAAAGCUUUCUUAUGUAAGUCCGGAGUGUGCAUUCCAAACCAGUAUAAGUGUAAUGGUGAGGUGGACUGCAUUACAGGAGAAGAUGAGAGUGGUUGUGAAGAAGCCAGGUGGCCUAAGGUUCAUAAAGGCCCUGCACGGUCAGAUCGAGGAAAUGAAACUGAAGAAAUAGAAAUUUUGACUCCUGAUAUGAGCAUAGAAAGAAAACGGAUGAAGUCCCUAUUACCUAAACUAUCCUGUGGCGUCAAAAGAAACACACACACUCGAAGGAAAAGAGUGAUUGGAGGGAAGCCAGCAAAGGUGGGCGACCACCCGUGGCAGGUGGCAAUUAGGGAUGGCGAAAAAAUCACCUGCGGGGGAAUUUAUAUUGGUGGCUGCUGGGUUCUGACUGCUGCACACUGUGUCAGACCCAGUAGAUACCGCAACUACCAAGUGUGGACUGCAUUGUUAGACUGGCUGAAACCUAACUUGGAGUUGGCAGUUCAGAGAGUGAGCAGAGUUAUUGUUCAUGAGAACUACAGUGGAACCACCUACCAAAAUGACAUAGCUCUGAUUGAAAUGAAAAAGCAAGCGGGCAAGAAAGAAUGUGAGCUCCCUAAUUCUGUCCCUGCGUGUGUCCCAUGGUCUCCAUAUCUAUUCCAGCCAAACGACAUGUGCGUCAUCUCUGGAUGGGGUCGAGAGAAAGAUAACCAAAGGGUCUACUCACUUAGAUGGGGUGAAGUUAAGCUAAUGGACAACUGCUCUCAGUUUUACCAGGACCGCUACUAUGAGAAAGAAAUGCUAUGUGCAGGUAAGUGCCCCGUGGUGAACCUGGGAUAUGCACUGUAUGAGUCUGCUUCGGAUACUUCCAUGUUAUAUCUGCAUCCCCUUACACAGCAGUGCAGAAGACAAAAGACGAGCAGGAAGACUGUGCUAGCCACAAACAGAAGGUUAAAAAUGAUUUCCCAUGCUGCAUUGCAAUCCCCAUAGGGACCCAUGGGCUUCCCUAUCAGGAAAGCUCAAAAAAGUGCGAGUCUUUCCAGAAGGCAGGACAGCGGGACAGUGGCCCUGACAGAUGGAAGGAAAUGUGAUUUCUCUCUCUCAGGUACCAACGAUGGGUCCAUAGAUGCCUGCAAAGGAGACUCUGGAGGGCCCCUGGUCUGCGAGGAUGUAAACAACGUGACUUAUGUUUGGGGUGUUGUGAGCUGGGGUGAAAACUGUGGACAACCAGAGUUCCCGGGUGUUUACACCAGAGUGGCCACUUAUUUUGACUGGAUUAGCUAUCACGUGGGAAGGUCCCUUAUUUCUCAACACAACGUCUGAAGCUACAACCUCCUUCCUUCUACACUUAUUCUUACAGGAGUCAGUUGAAAUGGAGCUGUGUAAUUUGUUCCUCUCAGAUAUGGCAAGAGGCAAGUCUUACUGGUUAGUUCUGUUUCUUCAGAGUUUAUGCCAUUUUAGAAUUCUGCCAUAUAAUUUCCAAAUAAAUGUUCUGGUCAAGCAUACAA
Messenger RNA from Meriones unguiculatus (Mongolian gerbil), 2447 nucleotides. It is a transcript of the gene Cfi, whose product is annotated as complement factor I. Gene Ontology annotation, cellular component: membrane. Lineage: Eukaryota; Metazoa; Chordata; Mammalia; Rodentia; Muridae. Gene Ontology annotation, biological process: proteolysis. The record is from RefSeq and is a predicted model, not a curated record. The transcript has 15 exons. The coding region runs from base 100 to 1929 and encodes 609 amino acids. Gene Ontology annotation, molecular function: serine-type endopeptidase activity; protein binding.